This is a messenger RNA of Striga asiatica, 467 nucleotides long. The record is from the annotation of a GenBank genome assembly. NCBI's taxonomy places the organism in Eukaryota, Viridiplantae, Streptophyta, Magnoliopsida, Lamiales, Orobanchaceae.
AUGUGCGUGGAACUUGCAGAUAAGCUUCCUCACAUACAAUCUCUCUGUAUUCAUGAAAUGGUUACUCGAGCUUUUAAGCAUAUAGUUCAAGCUGUUAUUGCUUCUGUUGGGAGCAUAGAGAACAUGUCCUCUGCCAUAGACACAACCUUAAAUUUCUUGCAUGGGUCUUCCAAUCUCAAAGACGAUCUCUCAAAUUGCAAUGGUUACGGACAUUUUCUGGAGAAAUGGUUUCGUUGGAAACUGCUGGAUGAAUUCCAACACCCGAGGAAGUUGUCAAUUCUUAGGGAAGUUUGUCACAAGGUUGGUCCCAAAGGACUACGAUUUGGAAAAGCUCUGCACCAUUUCCAAAGUCUGAUAUCAUUAGCAUAGUGCCAGUCUGCAAGCAUGUUUGCUGCUCAUCUGCUGAUGGGCGAACUCUACUGGAAUCAUCCAAGACUGCACUUGACAAAGGGAAGCUGGAAGAUGCU